Messenger RNA from Verticillium nonalfalfae, 456 nucleotides. RefSeq names its product 8-oxoguanine glycosylase ogg1. Gene Ontology annotation, biological process: nucleotide-excision repair; base-excision repair, AP site formation. Gene Ontology annotation, cellular component: nucleus. The annotation marks the transcript as partial. The transcript is spliced from 2 exons. NCBI's taxonomy places the organism in Eukaryota, Fungi, Ascomycota, Sordariomycetes, Glomerellales, Plectosphaerellaceae. Gene Ontology annotation, molecular function: 8-oxo-7,8-dihydroguanine DNA N-glycosylase activity; damaged DNA binding. The record is from RefSeq and is a predicted model, not a curated record.
AUGGCCCCCGUCAGGGUCACCGAGUGGCGCAAGUUGCCACUGAGCCUCACAGAGCUUUGUAUCGAUACAACACUGCGCUGCGGCCAAUCCUUUCGAUGGCGGAAGAUCAAUGACGAAUGGUGCUGCACGCUGCAUGGCCGAAUCAUCUCACUGAAGCAAGACCCGACUCACCUUCACUACCGCUCAAUCUGGCCCGCCGCAGCCCAGCGACCCCAAACCGCACCAACCGUGAAGACGGAGUCUCCAGAGGACGACACGGAGGAGCUGCUCAAGCACUAUCUCAGCUUGAAGCUGGACCUGACGAGCUUGUAUGAGCAGUGGUCAGAAGCGGACGCCAAUUUCCGCAAGAGGGCACCCAAGUUUGGAGGUGUCCGCAUGCUGAGCCAGGAUGCGUGGGAGGCCCUGAUCAGCUUCAUAUGCAGCAGCAACAACAACAUAUCCAGGAUAUCACAAAUG